UCAUUUCGGGGUGGAGAGAACGAACGCACUCUUUUGUUCCGCUUCGGAAUGGCCGCUGUUUUUUUUUUUUCAGUGUUUUCUUUUCUUUUUUUUCUCUCCUCGGCGCAUAUUCAACACGGGAACGGUCUGUGUGCCGUGUUGCAGUUAGUUUGCACAUCGUGUGCCGCAAGUGGCCGCUAAGCUCGGAAAUCAAAUGCAUUCCAACGACCAGUUUCCCUUUCUGGCGUCCGCUGCCCGACGGCGUUCCGCUGGCUGCAGCAGAGAUUUCCUCCUCUCGGUCCACCUCACGGCUGAUGGGUCGGUCCGUGUACGACAGCCGCUCUGCCCGCGGCCUACACACCGCCAGCUCCGCUGAGAGCUAACCGCUGGAUGUGCGUGAAUAUAUCAGUGGGGAACUCUGGAGAGCACUAGCACCGUGUCCUACGAGUAGCAAUUCACGUUUGUUGCAUCAUGUCACCAAAUCUUCGAAGGAUUCUGAAAUCCAUCCAAGACCGUUGAAGCCUGAAAUAACUUGCAUCUGAAGUUCCUGUGAUUGUAUGCUGUUCAAACACUGAAGCAUGUGGCCCAUGGGUGCCCCAGUCCAGCUACUUCAAAGGACUUGUUCUCUCAUGGCGUUGUAACAGAAUAUCUAGUAUCUUUAAACCUGGGGUCACAAGUCCUUUAUUUCAAGGAUAACCAUCAAUGUGUGGGCCUGUACAGGGAUGUUUCCUUUAAAGGCCUUCCUGCCUGACUGUCUCCUUUUCCUGAAGAAGUAACCUGACAAUAGAGACUCCCAUGUGCAACUCUGCAGGAGACUCGAUAGCGUCGACAUGAGUAGUACUUUAGGCAAAGAAAAAGAUUUGAAAGAAAAGGACCCCAAAGGUGGUCCAGCGGGGAAAGAAAGGGAAAAGGAGGCCAGGGCUCUAGCCGGCUUAGUCAAGGAUGUGGGCAAAGAAACGAAGACCAAAGGGAAAGACCCCAAGGAAGGAAAGAAGGACACCAGCGGCUCCACGCCGGGCGUUGCCUUCUCCGUCGACAACACGAUAAAGCGGCCCAACCCGGCCGCCGGUACGCGCAAGAAGUCCAGCAAUGCCGAGGUGAUCAAAGAGCUCAACAAGUGCCGGGAGGAAAACUCCAUGAGACUGGACCUAUCGAAGCGGUCCAUUCACAUCCUGCCCACCUCCAUCAAGGAGCUGACGCAGCUGGCCGAACUCUACCUGUACAGCAACAAGCUGCAGAGCCUGCCGGCGGAGGUGGGGUGCCUGUCGGGGCUGGUCACUUUAGCCCUGAGCGAGAACUCCCUGACCAGCUUGCCCGACUCGCUGGACUCUCUUAAGAAGCUGCGAAUGCUCGACCUGCGUCACAACAAGCUGAGGGAGAUCCCGGCCGUGGUCUACCGGCUGACGUCGCUCACCACGCUGUACCUGCGCUUCAACCGCAUCACCGCGGUGGAGCGGGACAUCCGAAACCUGUCCAAGCUCACUAUGCUCAGCAUCCGGGAGAACAAGAUCAAGCAGCUGCCUGCAGAGAUAGGGGAGCUAUGCAACCUCAUAACUCUGGAUGUGGCCCAUAACCAGCUGGAGCACCUGCCGAAGGAGAUUGGGAAUUGCACACAGAUAACCAACCUCGACUUGCAGCACAAUGAGCUCUUGGACCUGCCGGAGACUAUAGGAAACUUGGCAAGCAUAAAUCGCUUAGGUCUUCGAUACAAUAGAUUGUCGGCCAUCCCUCGAUCGUUAGCCAAAUGUCGAGAGCUCGAGGAGCUGAACCUGGAAAACAACAACAUUUCGGUGUUGCCAGAGGGUCUACUGUCAAGUUUGGUGAACCUGACAAGUCUGACAUUGGCGAGGAACUGCUUCCAAUCGUACCCGGUGGGGGGACCGUCCCAGUUCUCCACCAUCUAUUCCCUCAACAUGGAGCACAACCGCAUCAACAAGAUCCCCUUUGGCAUCUUUUCCAGGGCCAAAGUGUUAAGCAAGCUCAACAUGAAGGACAACCAGUUAACGUCUCUGCCUUUGGACUUUGGCACAUGGACCAGCAUGGUUGAGCUUAACCUGGCAACCAAUCAGCUGACAAAGAUCCCAGAGGACGUGUGUGGUUUAGUCUCUCUGGAGGUGUUAAUACUGUCCAAUAAUCUUCUCAAGAAGUUACCACACGGUAUUGGAAAUUUGAGAAAGCUGCGGGAGCUCGACUUGGAGGAGAACAAGUUAGAGUGUCUACCUAAUGAAAUUGCUUAUCUGAAAGAUGUCCAGAAAUUGGUGUUGACAAAUAAUCAGCUGACCACGUUACCCAGAGGCAUCGGCCACCUCACCAACCUGACUCAUCUGGGUUUGGGGGAGAACCUGCUGCAGCACCUCCCAGAGGAGAUCGGUACUCUGGAGAACCUGGAGGAACUGUACCUCAACGACAAUCCCAACCUGCACAGCCUACCGUUCGAGCUGGCCCUCUGCAGCAAGCUGUCCAUCAUGAGCAUCGAGAACUGUCCCCUCAGCCACCUGCCGCCGCAGAUAGUCGCGGGGGGCCCCUCCUUCAUCAUCCAGUUCCUGAAGAUGCAGGGGCCGUACCGCGCCAUGGUCUGAGCAGGGAGCGGCUCGGCCCCGGCCCUCCGCUCGCUCUAAACCCUCUCGCCUGCCCGACCCCCAUUAGGUGCAUCGUGACCUGUAAAGAACACGGACUCGCCACACAUCAGUGGCGGGGGCGGAUACGAGGAGGGAAAUGUUUCUUUCAUCAUCCUUAAAUAGAAAAGGGGCAAAUUAUUGGGGAUUUGACUUCUGAGUCACCCCAGAGAUCUGGGUCAUUUUAGGACUCCCUGCCCCCCCCCUUUCGUUCUGAAUCAUACAAGAGGAAAAUAUUUCCAUCUCUUUGCCAAAACU
Gasterosteus aculeatus aculeatus (three-spined stickleback) is the source of this 2852-nucleotide messenger RNA. It is a transcript of the gene shoc2, whose product is annotated as SHOC2 leucine rich repeat scaffold protein. Gene Ontology annotation, cellular component: cytoplasm. Lineage: Eukaryota; Metazoa; Chordata; Actinopteri; Perciformes; Gasterosteidae. Gene Ontology annotation, molecular function: protein binding. The record is from RefSeq and is a predicted model, not a curated record.